Messenger RNA from Lycium barbarum (goji berry), 2203 nucleotides. RefSeq names its product probable methyltransferase PMT16. The coding region runs from base 85 to 1998 and encodes 637 amino acids. Gene Ontology annotation, molecular function: methyltransferase activity. The record is from RefSeq and is a predicted model, not a curated record. Gene Ontology annotation, cellular component: cytoplasm; trans-Golgi network; endosome. Lineage: Eukaryota; Viridiplantae; Streptophyta; Magnoliopsida; Solanales; Solanaceae. The transcript is spliced from 6 exons.
UCUUGUCACUAACUCCUAUAAACGUACCAUCCAGCAAAAACUUAUCAUAUCCUUCAAAUCAAAGGACCAUUUUUGCUCUCUGCCAUGGCAGGUUCUAAUCAAACCCCAUACUAUACUCCAACCUCCAAACCCCAUACACACCCUUUUUCUUCUUGGAAAAAACUCAAUCUUUAUUAUUCUUUAGCUGCCAUCACUUUCCUUUGUUGUGCUUGUUACUACGCUGGUUACUUGCAACACAGCACCAUCUUGACUACCUCAAAAAUCACCUCAUCUUCAUCUAAAACCACUAAUUGCUUCACUUCUCAAAACACUACUUCCCAUGUUUCAUCUUCACAAUUGGAUUUCAGUACUCACCACGCUGCGGGCGAUAACGGAGCUGUGGGGCCGGAUGACACCGUUAAAAUCUACCCGCCGUGUGACGUGAAGUAUAGUGAGUAUACUCCCUGUGAAGACCAUCAAAGGUCAUUAAAGUUCAACAGGGACAGGUUGAUAUACAGAGAAAGACAUUGUCCUGAAAAGAGUGAAUUCUUGAAAUGUCGUAUACCGGCACCAUAUGGUUACAAGAACCCGUUUAAGUGGCCAUUGAGUAGGGAUCUUGUGUGGUAUGCUAAUGUGCCACAUAAAGAAUUGACGGUGGAGAAAGCUGUUCAGAACUGGAUUCGAUACGAAGGUGACCGGUUCAGAUUUCCUGGUGGUGGUACUAUGUUUCCUAAUGGUGCUGAUGCGUAUAUUGAUGAUAUUGGAGAGUUGAUUAAUUUAAAAGAUGGUUCGAUUAGGACCGCCAUUGAUACAGGCUGUGGGGUGGCUAGUUGGGGAGCUUAUCUUUUGUCAAGGAAUAUCCUUGCCAUGUCAUUUGCACCUAGAGAUACACACGAAGGGCAGAUUCAAUUUUCUCUCGAGCGUGGAGUUCCUGCUCUGAUUGGUGUUAUUGCCUCCAAGAGACUUCCUUAUCCAUCUAGAGCUUUCGACAUGGCACAUUGCUCUCGCUGCCUCAUUCCUUGGGGCGAAUAUGAUGGUACGUACUUAAUCGAGGUUGACAGAAUCCUGAGGCCUGGUGGAUAUUGGAUCCUGUCCGGUCCACCAAUCCACUGGAGGAAAUACUGGAAAGGCUGGGAUAGGACCAAAGAAGACCUAAAUGCUGAACAAACUAAAAUUGAGCAAGUGGCUAGGAGUCUUUGCUGGAAAAAGAUUGUUGAGAAAGAUGACAUUGCAAUAUGGCAGAAGCCAUACAAUCAUUUACGCUGCAAAGAACUGCGAAAGGAGUCAAAAAAUCCGCCUUUGUGCCCUGCCCAAGAUCCUGAUAGAGCCUGGUACACAGAAAUUGAAACUUGUUUAACUUCCCUGCCUGAAGUUUCAAGUGAAGAAAAGGUAGCUGGUGGACAGUUGGAAAAAUGGCCUAAAAGAUUACACGCGAUACCACCAAGGAUUAGCAGAGGAAGUGUAAAUGGGGUCACGGUGGACACUUUAAAAAAGGAUUCACAACUAUGGAAACGAAGAGUUUCGUACUACAAGACAGUGAAUAAUCAACUUGGCCAACCAGGGAGAUACCGAAAUUUAUUGGAUAUGAAUGCCUACUUAGGUGGUUUUGCUGCCAAUUUGAUUGAUGAUCCUGUUUGGGUCAUGAAUAUAGUUCCUGCUGAGGCCAAAAUCAACACACUUGGUGUUAUUUAUGAACGAGGAUUAAUUGGAACAUAUCAGAGCUGGUGUGAGGCCAUGUCAACUUACCCAAGGACAUAUGAUCUUAUUCAUGCUGACUCUGUAUUUACUCUCUAUAAAGACAGAUGUGAAAUGGAGGAUAUAUUACUUGAAAUGGAUAGAAUAUUAAGGCCAGAAGGAAGUGUAAUAAUCAGAGAUGAUGUAGAUACAUUGAUCAAAAUAAAAAGGAUAGCAGAUGGGCUGAACUGGGAUAGCCAGAUUGUGGAUCAUGAAGAUGGGCCAUUGGAGAGGGAAAAGCUUCUGUUUGCAGUGAAGUCAUAUUGGACAGCUCCAUCUACCUAAGAAUCUAAAGUUCCUUAAUUUUUUUUUUUUUUUUUUGCUUUUAUAUUCCCAUUCUCUGUCUUGUUCAUCUUUUUCUUCACUUGUUUCUCUUUACUUAACAACUGUGAUAUAUUAAGCUCACAUGAUUCUUUAGCUAUUUCAAUCUCUGUGAAAACGACAAGUAUUAAACAGAAUGAGAUGAAUGCAGUGAAGUUUCUUUAGAGUA